Apiotrichum porosum is the source of this 1548-nucleotide messenger RNA. RefSeq lists its product as uncharacterized. Lineage: Eukaryota; Fungi; Basidiomycota; Tremellomycetes; Trichosporonales; Trichosporonaceae. The record is from RefSeq and is a predicted model, not a curated record. Gene Ontology annotation, molecular function: oxidoreductase activity, acting on paired donors, with incorporation or reduction of molecular oxygen; monooxygenase activity; heme binding. The coding region runs from base 1 to 1548 and encodes 515 amino acids. The transcript has a single exon.
AUGGUGCUCGACCAGCUCACAGCCCCAGCGGCCUUCUUGCCCCUCGUCGCAGCACUGGUGCUUCUUGGCCUCGUCCUUGUACGUCGCCGGGGAACCAAAUACACAAACCUCCCAGCUGGACCUCCAUCACACUGGUUCAGCGGGACAGCCCUACCGGCCUCUCACCCAUGGCGCUGGCUGUACGACCAGUCACGCCAGUACGGCCCUCUUAUGACGAUUUGGCGUGGCAGCUCGCCUACCAUCGUUGUCUCGACGGUCGACGCGUGUGACUUUGUCCUCGAGAAGAAUGCGCGCGACACUGCCGAUCGCCCACGUCAGAUUAUGGGCGACGAGAUCAUGUCACACAACAAGCGUAUCCUCCUCGUCUCUCAUGGUGACCGCUGGCGCCGCCUGCGCAAGGCCCUCCACGCCCCACUCCAGCCCCAGAGUGCGCGCGAGCUCCGUCCACUGCAGGAAGGCAUUGCACGCUCGGCCGCCCUGGACAUCCUCCGCGACCCGUCGCGCUUCCAGGACCACAUCCAGUCCUAUGCUGCCACACUGGUCGUUCACAUGGCAUACGGUCGCAGAGGUCGCGCAUACUACUCUGACCCCGAAAUCCGAGAGGUUGUCGAGGGCUCGAAGCGUCUGGGUAUCACCCUCCGCCCGGGAGCCUUUGCCAUCGAGUCGUACCCAUGGCUCCGAUACUUCCCAGGCUACCUCAAGUCGACCGGCGUUCAAAAGUGGGCUGAUGACGAGCUGGACCUCUUUGUUGGCGCCCUGCGUGACGUGAAGGCUCGCCUCGCUUCCAAACAGCCGGUCGCAGACUGUUUUGCAAAGUAUCUCCUUGAGCACCAGCGCGAGUUCAACCUGGAAGACGACGAGAUUGCCUAUCUCUGCGGCUCAGUGUUUGGUGCCGGAAGCGACACGUCCUCGUCCGCCAUCACCAUCUGCGUCAUGGCUGCAGCCGUGUUCCCGGACCAGGCGGCGCGCGUGCGUGCCGAGCUCGACAAGGUCGCUGGUGGCCGCAUGCCUUCGUUUGACGAACUGGACAUUGAGUCGGCACCGAUCUUGCGAGCCUUCAUUGCCGAGUCGUUCCGCUGGCGGCCCGUCAGCAGUGGUGGGUUCCAGCACAAGACCACUGCGGACAUUGUGUACCGCGGCCAGCUCGUACCCGCCGGUGCAGCCAUCAUCCCCAACCACUGGGCGAUCCACCGUGACGAGGCGUACUACGGUCCCGACGUCGAAGCGUUCAACCUGGACAGGUGGCUCGACGCCGACGGCGCCUUCAAGACCAGCAUGAAGCACGUCCAAUUCGGGAUGGGCAGGCGAGUAUGCCCUGGCCAGCACGUCGCCCACAACUCGGUCCUCAUCAAUACCGCGUUCAUGCUGUGGGCGUUUGACAUCGGCCACGCGGUUGGCAACGAUGGCCGCCCAGUCCCCAUUGACACCCUCGCGUUCACCAACACGGCCAACUCGCACCCGCUCCCGUUCAAAGCGCAGUUUGUACCACGCCACCCCAACCUUGAGCAGCUAAUCCUCGACAGCGGCGGCGAGGACAUUGAGGAGUAA